AUGGUGCGCGAAAGCCAAGCAGCUAGAAAUCCUUUGCUAAGGACUUUGGUUGAAACGAAUGGAAUUGCAAGCUUUGGAAAUGCACCAAUUGCUGAUCAACGUAUUAAGAUUGAGUGCUCAAGUCCAAUUAACUCAUCAAUCGGAAAUCGAUACCGUGAUCCAUUCAUACUUGAUAAUUUCAUACUUGCUUCUGACGAUAGUUCAGUUGUUGAGUCGACUGAAAUUGCUUCUAAUGAACGAAAAACUGAAACAAGAAAUGAAGGAGCAAAGAUGGAUGCAUCAGCAAUGGACUGGAGAAACGAGAUGAACAAUAUGCUUGCUGCUUUCGAUCGCCAGACAACAAUGUCUUUGGGUAAAAUUAAAACAGCCUUCGAACUCAGUGGCUUAUUGUUUAAUGCUGAAUUCAAGCAGUAUUUUUUGCGCGUUUCAAACGAUCGGAUCAAGAACACGUAUGAUCAAUUCGAAAUCUAUUCCAUGUUGAAAGACCGAGUCAAUGGUGGUCCAGAUGCAAACAUGUCAAUGGCAGUUAAAUUCGGGAGUGCUGGCUUAACUCAUAGUAUGGGCGAUGCCCAAAACGAAAACAAUAGUCCAGUGGAAAUCAAUGGCUCAAGCGAUGAAGAAGAUCAAAUCAAAACGGAACCUUUCGAUGCUGGAUUUGGCAUUCAGUGCGAUAAUAAUGACGAAAUGUUUGAUUGGAACAAUUUUUCAAACACAAAUUUGCGCGGUAUCGAAGAUGGCGACGAUACCGACGAUGAUAAAAAUGACAAAGCAACGAAAGUGGCAGACAAAGAAAUGGACGAUGGCAUUUCAACAUUUGUUGAUCAUUUGGACACAACGAACGAACAAGCAACAUUGAAUAAUGGACGAAGCAUCUUGGGUGGUGCCAGAAGCUUCAAAAAAGGAGGACGAUUGAUUGGUUGUCCAAGAAAAGAUGCUAAAUCACGUUUGAAUCCAGAAUCAUUUCGAAAUAAAACAUCAACUUCAUCAAACCAGAUGGAAACCAACAAGCGAUUCAAAUGCCGUCUUUGCAAAUAUUCCAGCAAUCAAAAGGGGCACUUUAAUCGACACAUGCGUACUCACUCCGGUGAAAAACCAUAUCGAUGCGAUAUUUGUCGCAAAGAAUUCACAUGUAUGCAGAACUUGAAGAAGCACAAAAUUACACACAUCAAUGAAUUUCCAUUCCAUUGCCGAGGCUGUCUUGAUGGAUUUUUCCAGAAAGCCGACAAAGAAGCACAUGAAAAAGUGUGCAAAAUGCGUUGAUAUGAAUGCCAUAUCUGCAAGAAGCUUACCACUUUGAUUAAAACUCACUUGAAAGACCAUGUGCGACAGCAUAGCGGUGAAAAGUCGUUUCGAUGCGAGAUUUGUAUGAUGCGUUUUACACGCAAAGGAAGUCUUAAGAAACAUUUGGACACCAUGCACACCAAAAUCAAUCAUUAAAGAAGCCAAGAAAACAUUCCCAACACCCUGACGUUUUUUCUUCAAAUGUUUAAAUUGAACUUCUGGACUUAUCAAGUCGAGAUGUAGUACUUUGC
Contarinia nasturtii (swede midge) is the source of this 1532-nucleotide messenger RNA. RefSeq names its product zinc finger E-box-binding homeobox protein zag-1-like. Gene Ontology annotation, biological process: regulation of transcription by RNA polymerase II. Gene Ontology annotation, cellular component: nucleus. Lineage: Eukaryota; Metazoa; Arthropoda; Insecta; Diptera; Cecidomyiidae. The record is from RefSeq and is a predicted model, not a curated record. The coding region runs from base 1 to 1260 and encodes 419 amino acids. The transcript is spliced from 4 exons. Gene Ontology annotation, molecular function: RNA polymerase II cis-regulatory region sequence-specific DNA binding; DNA-binding transcription factor activity, RNA polymerase II-specific.